CUGGCCGAGAUCGAGGAAUGAACGAAGCCAUCACGUUGUACAGCGUCGCUGCCACAACGAUUUUCUCUUUCUUCACUUCCGCCCUCCGCCAUUUGGACAUUCACUCGGCGCAACAAUCAAUAGUACUCGCCUUCUAUAUCUCCGUCGCCCAUGCGGAUGAACUUUAAAGCCAACUGCACCAAGCCUCCGAGCGCUGGAUCGCCGAUUUGUCCAAGUCGAUCAUCCCAGCACCCGGCCUACGGCUGCUACUCUCCUUGCAGCAGCUCAGGCUCACCAUACAGCCUGGCUACCAGACUGCAGGCACAUACUGCAUUGCCAUCAGCCGACUCGACCGUUGCUCCGAAUCUAUCAGCUGAGCGGAGCGACAUUGCGGCUGGUCUGGAGCCCCUCUGCUGAUCACAGACUUCAACAUGGCGGCUACAGCAGGAGUCGAGCGGCCUGAAGAUGUCGCAACCAAAGUCAUGCGCAGAGUCCAAGUCUCAAAGAUGACCCGGACGCUGCAAGACCGCCUUGCAUUAGCCAAUGUCAAGAUCCAGAAUGGAUGGCAGAAUUUGAGCCUGGACGCCAUCGAGCCUCGGGUUGAAGAGCGUAUGAGGAGGAAACGACCUGCGUCGAGCAAUGAUACCAUUUCAGAUACCGCCUCGACUACUUCCAGCCGACUGCAUUCCAGCAAUGGCCUGGCCUCAUCCCCGAUCACCGAACCGCUCUUCUCCGAUGACCUGCCCAGGUCCGGCGGCGGUUCUAGGUUCAAGAGAAUUAGAUCCGCCAACAUACAACAGCAUGCGCUUUCAGGCGCUGCUACAGGACGACGGACACGAGGCGCAGCUGCUCGACAGGAUACAUGGAAGAAGCGGGAGGGACUUCCAGAGUCCUCGCCUAUCAAGCACACCAAGCACGCACGCUUCCAGUCCACAACGACCAACCUCUCACAUGUGUCUCAACUAUCCUUCAUCACCGAGGGCUCGGUGCAGAGUGACGACCCGCCGUCGCCGCAGUCCAGCGAGGAUGAUGAUGCCGAUCUGCCCAUCACCAGCUUCAGCAUCAAUGCUUCCACCCGCAUCACAUCUUCACCUCCACGUACACCACCCCCACAACAACGCCUACGGAGCAUCAAUCAAGUUUCCUGGUCUCGUACACCCAAGGCCGACGAUGAUGGGGCAGACCUUCUCAUGUAUCUCGCUACAUCUCCCUCCCCAGCCGUCGGCGCUUCCAACGCCAAGACUGUGAUUCAGCCACCGACUACCCCACCCUGCAAGUCGACACCUUUACCCUCCUCACACAUGACACCUGGAACAUCCGGCAAUGGCUUCCUCGGCUUCGGUCCUAAUACACCAGGUAUGAAGUUUGACUUUAGCGACUUCAUCAAUGUCACUCCGUCACCUGCACAAGGGCAAUGGAACCGCACGCCCGUGGCAGGCCGCACGCCCGGUGCAUCUGCUCGACGCAGACUGGACUUUGACAAGCUCGUACCUCCCGUCACCAGCCCGACUGUAUCCCGCAGCACUCGCAGCAAUGGACUCGGAAUGGAUCUCGGGGGCGAGUUGCGAACAUGAUUUCACCAUGCGAUUUCCUUGUGUCAAGAUUCAUGACAUGCUACGAUACGAUUCACGAUGGUGCUCACCGAGCACACUUUAUUUGAGACUACCAAGUCUACGGCAUGCGUAGUGCCACAUGCAACAAUAUACACGGAGCGAUUCUGCUUUCCUGGCGUACUUGAUUUCAUUUGUUGGAUCACGCGGGUUCUGGACGGACAACUUAUACCCAACUACUGUCCUCUGCGAGCUGGUCGCAAGACGGACACACAAGUGCACGGAAUUUUUUCUUUCUGCGCUUUGACCACGUUUAGAGUGGAAUUCCUUUCUGCGUUUUGCAGCUUUGCAUUCGUGUGAAUGGCGAGAAAAGCUGGAAGACAAAGCUUUCAGCAAAGAAGAGAGGCGCGUGCGUGACGCGAACGCGUGAUCCUUGUCAACAGGCAGGAUACCUGGCACGACGGGGUCGACGAGGAGUUGCAAUAGUGAAUGGUGCAUGAAUGCGUUACUGGCAUCCGUAGGUAGUUAUCGUAAUGUGAAAGCAUGUUGUAUUGCGUGA
Cercospora beticola is the source of this 2088-nucleotide messenger RNA. RefSeq names its product Whi5 domain-containing protein. The record is from RefSeq and is a predicted model, not a curated record. Lineage: Eukaryota; Fungi; Ascomycota; Dothideomycetes; Mycosphaerellales; Mycosphaerellaceae.